AUGCUUCUCUUCAAAAAUAUUUUUCCCCUUAAUACAAGGGAACCAACUAAGUUAUUUUCUAAAAAUUAUAUUUCUCCUGGCUUUGAUUAUAAAAUUUCAACAUUUUUGAAUGAAAAAAGAAUAGCAAAAAUAUGUUCGUCUUCAUUUUUUUCUUCUCCUCAUGAGCAACAUGUUUCAAUUAAAGCAGUCACUAAUGUCGCAACCAUAACCAUGGAGGACAAAAAAGAAAUUAUAGCUCAAAAAGCCAAUAACGGUAUAGGGAUUCUUGAGUUUUAUGAAGGGAAGAACAUUCUUGUUACUGGUGCUACAGGGUUCCUUGCAAAAGCUUUGAUUGAAAAGAUGCUGCGAACAAUAUCAAAAAUAAACAAGAUCUACAUACUCAUCAGGGCAAAGGAUAAAGGAGCUGCAUUUGACAGAUUAACAAGUGAAAUUAUAGAGUCAAAAUUAUUCAAAUGCUUAGAAGAAAUGCAUGGCGAAUAUUAUAAGCCAUUCAUACUAAGCAAAAUCGUUCCUGUGAUUGGAAAUAUAUAUGAGCCAAAUCUUGGUAUGGAUAUUAUUGAUGCUCAACAAAUUGCUGAAGAAACUGAUUUGAUCAUUGACUCUGCAGCAAACACUACAUUUGAUGAGAGGUAUGAUUUAGCUCUUGAUGCUAAUGUGAAUGGUCCAUAUCAACUCAUGAUGUUUGCCAAGAAAUGCAAGAAACUUAAACUUCUUAUGCAUUAUUCCACAGCUUAUGCCAAUGGAGAAAGAGAAGGGUUAAUCUUGGAGAAACCUUUUACCAUGGGAGAAAGCAUAACAAAGGAAAAAGUCACUUCAAUUUCUCCCUUUACUAAUUUUCCUUUACUGCAUGCUGACAAUGAAAUGGACUUAGUCUCAAAAUUGAAGAACAAUAUUUCAAACAUUGGCUUGGAGCAAAUAAUGAAGAGUUUAGGAGUUGAAAGGGCAAAGUUGUAUGGAUGGCAAGAUACAUAUGCAUUCACAAAGGCAAUUGGUGAAAUGAUGAUAAAUAGCAUGAGAGAGGAAAUACCAAUACUUAUUCUUCGUCCCUCAAUGAUAACAAGUAGUUAUAAAGAACCUUUUCCAGGAUGGAUACAAGGAUUCAGGGUAAUCGACCCUUCAGUUUUUCUAUAUGGAAAAGGGGACCUCCCAGGAUUCCUCGGUGAUCCAGAUACUCUUCUUGAUGUGGUUCCAGUUGAUUUGGUUGUAAAUGCAACAAUUGCUGCUAUUGCAAAGCAUGGAUAUUUGCAAACUCCAGAGCUAAAUGUCUAUCAUUUAGCAUCAACAUUUGUGAAUCCUUUUUCAUUAUAUCAACUUUUCAACUCUUGCUAUGAAUAUUUCAAUUCAUUUCCUUUUGUUAACUCAAAAGGAGAUAAAAUUGAGGUUAAGGAGAUGAAAUAUUUUUACAAUAUAUCAGACUUUUCAAAUUACAUUUUGGAGGAACUAUCCAAGCAGCAUAGAAUACAAGAUCUAACUGAAAAAGAGUUAUUGAAGAUUCAAAUGCGACUUAAAAGGAAAGUGCAAUAUUUGAAGCACUUCAUGAAGCUCUAUGAACCAUAUGCUUUCUACAGAGGAUGGUUUCACAUUGGCAAUAUGAGGAAUUUAAUGGAAGAGAUGUCUGAAGAAGAGAGAAGAAGCUUUGACACUGAUGCAUCAAAGAUAAAUUGGAGAGAUUACUUAACAGGAAUUCACAUUCCUGGUGUGAGAAAAAAUGUAUUGGAAGGCAAAAGAGUACCUAUGUAGGGGAAAGAUAAAAUUAACAUUAUGUUGUCCUUGUGUCACUAGGGGUGUACAAGAGUUGGUCUGAUUUGGUUUUUAUCAAAACCAAACCAAAUCUAUUAUAUCGGUUUGAUCUGUUCGAUUUUAUCGAUUUUUUCAGUUUUAUUUGAAUGCCUCUA
Lycium barbarum (goji berry) is the source of this 1895-nucleotide messenger RNA. Its product is annotated as fatty acyl-CoA reductase 2, chloroplastic-like. The transcript has 9 exons. The record is from RefSeq and is a predicted model, not a curated record. Gene Ontology annotation, biological process: suberin biosynthetic process; long-chain fatty-acyl-CoA metabolic process. Gene Ontology annotation, molecular function: alcohol-forming very long-chain fatty acyl-CoA reductase (NADP+) activity. Gene Ontology annotation, cellular component: intracellular membrane-bounded organelle. NCBI's taxonomy places the organism in Eukaryota, Viridiplantae, Streptophyta, Magnoliopsida, Solanales, Solanaceae. The coding region runs from base 1 to 1740 and encodes 579 amino acids.